UUGACUAAUUUCUUAUAACCCCCUGUUCGACUUUGACUUGGAACGUGUACACGUCCGAAGACAGCCCCGCCAGUAUCGUUCAUCAUGGCAAAACCGAAGGGUGUUGUCUCGAGUAUUCAUAUCUCGGGGCAAGCGAACAGACCCAUGUCCCGGCCAGCCCAUGCACUCCGGCAUGAUCAGCUUCUUAUUGAACUCGGCUCCGAUGAUAUCAACGGCCUGUCAAGCAACGUCGCAAAACAACGCUUAGAGGAACUUGGAAGAAACGAAAUUGGCAAUUCCAAUGGAGUAUCUGUUUGGAAAAUUGUAGUUGCCCAGGUGGCUAAUGCGAUGACUAUGGUAUUGAUUAUGGCCAUGGUCGCCAGCUAUGCUAUCAAAUCCUACAUCGAAGGAGGUGUCGUCAGUGCCGUCAUUGUUCUCAACGUCGUUGUUGGAUUUUUCCAAGAGUAUACCGCUGAAAAGACAAUGGAUUCCCUUCGUUCCCUUAGCUCCCCCACAGCUAGUAUCGUGCGCGACGGGAAUUCUAGCGUCGUUCCCACCGCCGAAGUGGUCAUGGGCGAUUUGGUUGAACUAAACACUGGUGAUACUGUCCCUGCCGAUAUUCGCAUCGUUGAGGCCGUCAACUUCGAAACGGAUGAGGCUCUCCUAACGGGAGAGUCGGUCCCCGUCCGGAAAGACGAAAAUGCGAUCUUGAGUGAUUCUAUAGGUCCUGGUGACAGAAUAAAUAUUGCGUUCAGCUCCUCCACAGUUACGAAGGGUCGUGCCAGGGGUAUAGUGUUUGCCACCGGAAUUUGUACCGAAGUUGGGGCUAUCGCUUCGGCGCUUCGUGAAAAUGAUUUCAAGAUACAUCCAGUUAAGAGAAAUCCAAACGGCUCAGCCAGUCCUCACCGUUACCUUGAGGCCUACACCUUGACUCUCACCGAUGCAAUUGGUCGUUUCCUCGGGCUCAAUGUAGGCACGCCUCUGCAAAGGAAGUUGUCGAAACUCGCGAUCCUCCUUUUCGGUGUUGCUGUGCUAUGCGCCAUUAUCGUUCUCGCAGCUAACAACUUUGAUUCUCGACAAGAGGUCAUCAUCUAUGCAGUUGCCACCGGCCUUUCCAUGAUCCCAGCUUCCUUAGUUGUCGUGCUAACCAUUACCAUGGCAGCGGGAACGAAGCGCAUGAUACAUCGAAACGUUAUAGUGCGAAAUCUCAAAUCCUUAGAAGCCCUAGGCGCUGUUACAGAUAUAUGUUCUGACAAAACCGGAACUCUGACCCAAGGCAAGAUGGUAGCUAAACGGGCGUGGAUUCCCGCCCUAGGCACUUAUACCCUCGAAACGUCUUCGGAACCUUUUAAUCCUACUGUGGGAAAUAUGCGAUCCAAUUCGCACCAGCCAUGCCAGAUCGUCUCUGAAAGGGGCGAAUGUGAGACCGGGGCAGCAGUCCUGCCUUCCCACCUGCUAGCUAAUAGUAGGGAGGCACUAACCGAUUUUCUAUACGUCGCCUCGCUUGCGAACCUUGCCACCGUAUCUCAGAAGGAUGGGGCAUGGAACGUCCGAGGCGAUCCGACCGAGAUCGCAAUCCAAGUCUUUGCCUCGCGAUUCGACUGGAAUAGGCUUAGGUUUACCCAAGGCGAGAAGCCCGAGUGGAGUCACGUUGCCGAACUCCCUUUCGACUCUCACGUCAAGCGAAUGUCUGUCGUGUUUAGGAACAACGCCACAAGCCAGCUUUUUGCCUUUACCAAAGGUGCGGUGGAGCAAGUUAUUCCUGCUUGUAGCUUUUAUUGCGAGCACGAUGGCCAAGAACCAGCCAGGAUGACCGAUGAGAUCCAUGCGCGUGUCCUGAAGAACAUGGGGGCUCUUGCUAGCACUGGCCUACGCGUCCUAGCCUUUGCAAGCAAGAAGUUCGAAAGCCACCUAGAAAAGGGGCAAGAGGUUGAUAGAAAUACAGUCGAAUCUAACCUUACAUUCCGCGGCCUCAUCGGCCUAUACGACCCCCCGAGACCAGAGUCAGCCCCCGCUGUCCGAAGCUGUCACGAGGCCGGCAUAUCGGUGCACAUGCUGACGGGCGACCACCCCGAAACAGCUAAAGCGAUCGCAAUCGAAGUUGGCAUACUUCCCCGGCAGAUGGAACGGGUUAGAGCGGAUAUCGCAGGCGCUAUGGUGAUGACCGCUACCCAAUUCGACGCCUUGACCGAUGGCCAGGUUGAUGAGCUGCCAGCUCUACCCCUAGUCAUCGCUCGGUGCGCUCCCACCACCAAGGUGCGGAUGAUCGAGGCACUCCAUAGGCGCAAGAGGUUCUGUGCAAUGACCGGGGACGGCGUGAACGAUUCGCCAUCGCUCCGACGAGCCGACGUGGGCAUCGCCAUGGGCCAAGCCGGCAGCGACGUCGCAAAAGAAGCAUCAGACAUCGUGCUCUCAGACGACAACUUCGCGAGCAUCGUAGCCGCCAUCGAGGAGGGCCGGCGCAUCUUCGACAACAUCCAGAAGUUCGUCCUGCACGUUCUCGCGGAGAACAUCGCACAGGCCGGCACGCUGCUCGUCGGGCUCGCCUUCAAAGACGAGCACGGGCUCUCCGUUUUCCCCUUGGCCCCCGUAGAGAUCGUCUGGAUCAUCAUGGUCACCUCGGGAUUGCCGGACAUGGGUCUGGGUUUCGAGCGCGCCGUGCCCAACAUCAUGGCCCGCCCCCCGCAGAGCCUGGCGGCGACAACGGGGGGCGGCGGCAUCUUCGACGGCGAGUUCCUCGUCGACAUGGUCGUCUACGGGCUCUGGAUUGCGGCCCUCUGCCUCGCCAGCUUCGUGCUCGUCGUGUACCGCUUCGGCGGCGGGGACCUGGGCCGCGGCUGCAACGACGCAUACAACCACACCUGCCACGUCGUCUACCGCGCCCGCGCCACCACCUUCGCGUGCCUCACCUGGUUCGCCCUCUUCCUCGCCUGGGAGAUGGUCGGCCGCCGGCGAUCCUUCUUCCGGGUGCGUCCGGGCCCCCGCAGCUACGUCGUGCGCUGGGCGCAGGGGCUCUGGGGCAACAAGUUUCUGUUCUGGGCCAUCGGCGUCGGCUUCGUCACGCUGUUCCCGAUGCUGUACAUACCCGGGCUUAACACCGUCGUCUUCCGCCACCUCGGCAUCUCGUGGGAGUGGGGCAUCGUGUUCGUCAGCGCCGCGCUCUUCUUCGGCGGCGUCGAGGGCUGGAAGUGGGCCAAGCGCGUCUACUUCCGGCGCAAGUUUGCCCGGCUCGUGCAGCGGAGGAGGGGGAAAGUGAUCAAGUGGAAGGAUAUGGAUGUGGAGGAGCGCGCGUUUGCUGAUUACUUGGAUUUCUCACUUCCGCUUGGUGGUGGCGUUGGUGAGGGGGAGGAGGGAAAGGAGGAGAAUGUCGAAGUCAGGGCUGAGUGUGUUGUGGUGGGACGCCAAUGACUAAGAAGGGGUGGGGAACCCCUGGUUAUGGCGAAGGAGGUGGUGAUGGGUAAGUAUGUGAGUGUGAUAGAUGUUUCCGAGGGAGUGUUAGGUGGAAAGGGCAAAGAGAUAUGGAAUAUGGAGGGCGACAGUCGCUACCGUAUUUAUAAUUGGAAAGGAUUUGCUCUGUGGGGUGGUCUGUGGCAUUUGUCAAGGUUAUCAACCAAUUUCGACAUCACUAUUAUCUUAAGGGAGAUACUGCCCAUAGCUAUGAUAGACUCAUUCUCUACCUAUAAUCGCAACGUUAAUGAACAGCAAAUUGUCUAUUUAAAUCUUCUAAUGACAACCACGGUGGAAUACUAGUUCCGCCGACGGUAUAUCUUAGGCAUUUUUGAGUGAUGGAUUUCUAACAAACCCAUCUCUAACCACCUAAUCACCUAUACCUCCAGCUAAUCAUAUAUACGUUUAAAUCGCGU
Hypoxylon fragiforme is the source of this 3842-nucleotide messenger RNA. RefSeq names its product potassium/sodium eff. Gene Ontology annotation, cellular component: plasma membrane. Gene Ontology annotation, biological process: calcium ion transmembrane transport; intracellular calcium ion homeostasis. The record is from RefSeq and is a predicted model, not a curated record. Gene Ontology annotation, molecular function: ATP binding; P-type calcium transporter activity; ATP hydrolysis activity. The transcript is spliced from 4 exons. Bases 85 to 3387 code for a protein of 1100 amino acids. NCBI's taxonomy places the organism in Eukaryota, Fungi, Ascomycota, Sordariomycetes, Xylariales, Hypoxylaceae.